Messenger RNA from Styela clava, 5825 nucleotides. RefSeq lists its product as uncharacterized. Lineage: Eukaryota; Metazoa; Chordata; Ascidiacea; Stolidobranchia; Styelidae. Gene Ontology annotation, molecular function: zinc ion binding; nucleic acid binding. The record is from RefSeq and is a predicted model, not a curated record. Gene Ontology annotation, biological process: DNA integration.
AGUCCGUGUGGUCCUAAAGUUUAGUUUAGUUAGGAUUCCUUCAGUUGUACAUCGUCAUCGUGAUGAUUAUCGCUAUCUCGUCGUCGUCAUCAUUACUGUGUUGUUUUCUCGUAUUCGACGUGUCGCAUUUUUCUCUUUCACGUGUUAUCGUGUUACGUAUUUAUUUUAUUAUCGUCCCCUAAGCUCAGCAAGAUGUUUAAGAUUGCAUUUCUGGUGGUAGCAGUUUAGGAUUUCAUUUCUUGUUAUGGCAGUUUAAGAUUACAUCGCCUUUAUAACGUUGAAGUUUGAAUUCAUUCAAUAGUCUUCUUUUAUACUGUAUUUCGAAUCGUUCGAUAUAACAUUAUGAUAUUUGCAUGUCUACAGCUCGUAUGGUAUUGCAUUUAUAGUUACUGUUUUACCUUGGUUGUAUAUCUGUCGUUUUGGGACUAUGCUGUUAUAUGGAGUUGUUUUGUUCAACCGUUUUGAAUACUUUCAAUAAAACGAGUCUGGCAAAUCGACUUAUCAUUUCCGGGUCCCAAAAGUGACAAAGUUGAACAAACCUCCUUGCGACGACGAUGAACGAAGCAGAUGAAUCAGUUACACAAGAUUUGAAUAGACGAGAAGCUUCUUCUUCGCCUGCAGUUCCUCUCGCGGAAACAGACGACGGUAACUCUGAAACUAUUGGACGCAAUGUAUUAUGCCACGAAAGAGUCCGACUACAAAAUGAACUAAAUGGUUUGUGCGACAGAAUUUCAAAAUCGAUUACUGAAAAUGCUCAAAAUUCUAUCGUUACUGAUCUUAAAAUUAAACUUCAUGUUAAACGAAUUGCUUAUGACCAAGUGAUGGAUAAACUCAUUCCGACUACCCGUAAUCCAAAUGUUUUGAAGAAAUAUGAAACUGGAAGGCAAAUGAUGUUAUCGAAAAUCGAUCAAAUUGAAAGCAGAAUUAAUUCUUACCUUGACGAGGAGAUCGUUUCUGAUCACGGGUCUGUCGAAUCCAAUACAAGCAAAUGCAGUGUUGAAUCACUGAAGCGAUUGCAACUUGAGCAAGAACGAGAGGUAGAAAGAGCCGAUUCUCUUGUACGUAUGGCUAAACGAGACUUUCUCACAGAAGAAGAUACCAUUCGCAAUAAAAUAUCAGCACUAGAGCGUCGCCUUGAUACCAAACGUCGAGACAUAAACGAAAAAGAACGAAUGGCAGAUCUAACACGUCGCCAAGCUGACGAACUUAUGCGUGAAAUUGAACAAGAAAAGACUGAAUUGGCUACCAAAAAGAUGCCUAAAGAUAACUUCCGUGGCGUCAAUAUUGAAUAUCCGUUAGAGUCAACACGCAGACGAAGUGCAGCGAACUUUUUUGUUCCGAAGAAGAGUCAAGUGGCAACAAAUUCAGAAAAGACCAAAGAAUUGCACUUCCCGACAGCACGAACUUACAAACGCCCGUCUCCUGCAAACAGAAUGCUCAUACCACAAGAAGCAGUCGACGCGUGGAUUGACCACUUGGAACCUAACCAGUCUGGUAAAUUUUCUGUUAAUUCUUUUAAUAUGUCAGUAGAGGAACAAACUAUGUUAUCAUUACAGUUGAAUUCUAGAAUAUUGUCCCAGCACCAUUUAUCGCCGAUUACGAUUCCUAGUUUUAGCGGAACGCCCCUAGAAUGGCCAAACUUUAUUGAGUUAUUUUUUGAUAAUGUACACAGUUCUCUUGACGACGACGGUUCGCGUAUGGUUCGCUUAGUCGCGUCUUUGACGGGGGUGGCUAAACGACAUGUCGAUGGCUUAGGCACGGUGGGAAGUAAUUAUAUUGUCGCGUUGAGUGAAUUGAAACAUAUAUUCGGCCAACGGGUGACGAUUGCUCGGGCCUUUCUCGAGAAGGUUGUAGAUGGUAGACGAGUAACAGAAUUCAGUAUCCGAAAAAUAUCCGAUUUUCAUUCUGAAGUUCGCGACAUUGUGAUAAAUUUGAAGAAAGUGCGAUUGCUUGCAGAUUUGUAUAGUAUUGAAAAUGUUAGAAAGACAGCAAUGCGAAUUCCGGCAGAACUGACCUCGAGUUGGAAUAAGUUUGUGACUGAUAUGAUUCGUGCCGACGAAAUGCCGAGUUUACUGGACUUCGAGCAGUGGUUGUGGGAACGAUGCGAGGAAUUAGGAAAUCCUUUUUCACCAAAUCUUUUCAGUACUAAAAUAGAUCGUGACGAUCGCAGACAGGCAUUUCCUAAGAAGAAUGUGGUAUACCCUUUAUCGGGUCAUUCAAAUCAGCCGCUCGAACAACCGCGAAUGCAAUGUUUCUAUUGCAAUGGUUUUCAUUCUUUAAGUAACUGCGAUAGCUUCAGGUUCAGUGCCAAUGACACCAAAAGAAGAUUUCUACUAAAUUCACGCCUGUGCUUUAACUGUCUCGAACCUGGACAUUUAGCUAUUUCGUGCCGGUUCCGCAAUAUGUGUCGUGUUUGUCCCGGUAAGCAUCAUUCAGCCAUCCAUGGUUUGAGAGUCGUUUCUAAUAGAUUGAGUGAUAACAAUCAGCCUGAUCUCCCUCCUCAUAUGAGCGGCGUUGCCAAUUCUCAUGUUUCAGGCGUUAAUGGUGUUCAGUUUCAGCUUUUGCCAGUCGUAGUAAAAGGCCCAUUGGGAUCCUCUGAAUAUGCUAUCGCUGUUCUAGAUUCUGCCAGUCAAAUCUCAAUAAUACAUCCCAAAUUAAAACAAAAACUUGGUUUGAAAGGAAGUCCUAGGUGUCUAACCAUUAACACCUUAUGCAAUAAGGGCGUUUCGCAAAAUACGGAGGUGGUGAAAUUGUCGGUGCGAUCUGCUCACGACGAGAGUGGUCAAAUUCUGAUGUUAAGCAACGUGUUUGUGGUCGAGUCACGCAUACCACAUCCAGCUAGAAUCCUUAAGAACGAUCACAAUAUGACUCACCUGCAGGAUAUUCCGUUAACCGACAUUGAAGCGAACAAAGCCAUGAUUUUAAUCGGAGCCGAUAAUCCCUUGGCGCAUUUCCAGCUUGAACGUAGAGUCGGCCAGCAACAUGAACCAGUGGGUAUUAAAACUCCUCUCGGUUGGACUUUGAUCGGGUCUUCAGGCGCGACUAAUGAAGAUGAAACUGUUUCAAAUAUGCUGUGUUGUGAUUUGCGUGACCAGUAUAACAUGCUGCAAGAACAAGUUGAGCGAUUUUGGUCCACUGAAGCUGUAGGCACGGCGUACAAUUUGACCCGUAGCGAGUCGAUUGAAGAUAGACAAACUGAUAAUUUGAUGGAAAGAAAAAUUAGAUUUAUCGACGGUCAUUACGAGGUUGGGUUUAUGUGGAGAAAUGAAAAUUGCGAAAUGCCGCAAAACGAACACGUAGCGCUUAACAGGUUCGAAAAUCUCAGAAAACGACUCCAAGGAAACGAACGUUUGCGAAACUUAUAUUGUAAAGAAAUGGCGAAGAAUAUUGAAAGGGGUUGGGUGCGUAAACUAACUUCAGAUGAAAAGGCGUUUCGCGGUCCUCGAACUUGGUUUCUGCCUCAUCAUGGCGUUGAAAAUUCCAACAAGCCAAAUAAACUAAGAAUUGUUUUUGACGCGGCAUCUACUUGCUGCGGCGUCAGUCUGAACAGUCGAUUGAUGUCCGGGCGCGAUUUGAUCAAUAAUCUAGUCGGGGUGCUUUUACGUUUUCGGGAAAGACCAAUCGCUAUAAGCGCCGAUAUAGAAGCCAUGUUUCAUAUGAUUCGAUUGCCGGAAGAUGAUACGGAUUCUGCACGUUUUCUCUGGUCGGAAGACCUUUUUUCAACCAAACGGCCAGAUGUGUAUAAAUUCUUAGUUCGUAUUUUUGGAGCUGUGGAUUCACCUUAUGUCGCAAACUUUUGUUUGAAGAGAGCUGCGUACGAUAGUAGAAACAAGUUUCCUAGAGACGUGAUAUUAACUACCGAUAGAGACUUUUAUGUCGAUGAUUCACUUACUUCGAAAUGGAAUGUUGAUUCCGCGGUAUCGACAGCUAAAGAUAUGAUUAAGAUGUUACACGAUAAAGGAUUCAUCUUGACCAAGUGGGUUUCGAAUUCUAAAUCGGUUUUACGUGAAAUAUCCAGUGGACGUGUCGUCACUAAUGUUGACUUAGAUCUGGACAGAUUACCUGUUAGAAAAGCUCUGGGCUUGCAUUGGGACAUCGAGAAGGAUUGCUUUAUAUUCGACCACCAGAAAUUUACUGAAUUUACCACGAAAAGAAAGGCCCUUAGUGUAACCAGUUCAAUAUUCGAUCCAUUAGGAUUUGUAGCACCAAUCAUUUUGUAUGCCAAAUUAUUACUGCGCGAAUGUUGGCGUGACAACUUAGCUUGGGACGAAGUAUUUGAUAAUAAGAGAUUGAAGUGUUGGGAAAAUUGGAUAAAUUCGCUGAAAUGUUUAAAGAGUUUUUCGAUUCCACGUCAAUUUAAAGGUGUUAAAUGUGAAAGUUCCUCGUAUGAAAUUCAUAUAUUCUGUGAUGCAUCAGAAGUGGCAUAUGGCGCGGUAGCAUACAUAAUAUCGAAGCAUUCCCGGGAGAAUUUUCAGUGUAGUCUUAUCGCGGCUAAAGCAAGAGUCGCACCUAUGAAAGGUAUGACCGUGCCUCGUUUAGAAUUGCAAGGUGCUCUCUUGGCCGUGCGAUUGUUAAAUUUUCUCCGAAAAGAACUAUCCCUUCCACUAGGCGACGUACAUAUGUGGUCCGACUCGACUUGUGUAUUGAGAUAUUUGAAAAAUAAAACUCGAAGAUUUAAAACAUUUGUAGCCAAUCGCGUUCGCGAAAUACUCGAUCACACUCGGCCACACCAAUGGAAGUACGUCGACUCCGCACAGAAUCCCGCUGAUUACUGCACUAGGGGAAUGACGGUUUCCAAAUUUCUAGAAAAUUCUGAUCGAUGGCUACAUGGACCAGAGUUUUUGCUCAUGCCCGAAAGUGAUUGGCCAAGCCAGAUAGCGUUACGUGCAGUUGACGACCACGACCAAGAGAUUAAAUAUCAAACAUGCAUACUAGCAGAUUGUUUUAUAACUACGGAUAACAGCGAUGGAGUACUUGAUUCGGAAAUCGAAAAGGUCGUCGAUGUCGAACGUUUUGAUUCGUGGUUUUCCUUAUGCAAACGAACUGCCGUGGUUUUGUUGGCAGCUCGGUAUUUUAAGAAUCUUUCUGUGAAAUGUCCGACGUAUAGCCCGCUGCCAGCUCAACUUGUGACUCCUAAACAGUUGGAACUCGCGGGCCGGUAUUGGAUAGUUUCUGCUCAAAACAAGCAUUUCCGCGUGGAGCGCAAAUGCAUAACUAACCGAGAAGAUUUAUCAUCAAAAUCAACGUUACUUAAUCUGACGCCAUUUUUCGAUGGACAAGUGAUCCGCGUCGGGGGCCGUCUUGAAAAUGCCAAUAUCCCACUGCGUUCGAAACAUCCUAUUAUACUGCCGUAUUCAAGUUUGAAAUGUGAUUCGAACUGCCCAUGUCGAAUUUCAUGGUUGAUAAUGAAAGCUGCUCAUAUUCGACUCGCACAUGCCGGUCCAGAGGCCACGCUUAGCGCAUUAAGACAGCGCUACUGGCAUAUAAAAGGGAGAAAACUUGUCAAACGAAUAAUUGAUAAUUGUUGGGAAUGUAAAAGACGCCGAGCAAGUUGCAGAACCCCACUGAUGUCGAAUCUGCCCAAAGUUCGUGUUACUGAAGCAAGACCGUUCGAAAAUGUCGGGCUGGAUUUCUUCGGCCCGAUCCAAACAAAGAGAGGCAGGGUCUUAGAGAAACGAUGGGGGUGUUUGUUUUGUUGUCUUUCAAUGAGAGCUGUACACAUUGAGAUGGCAUGGAUACUGAUUCCUUCAUAUGUGUACUUUUGUCUUUCAUUGCGAUACGAGGACCUGUAUCCCAAAUAUGGUCGGACAACGGAUCAAAUAUAG